Prunus dulcis (almond) is the source of this 1918-nucleotide messenger RNA. Its product is annotated as putative zinc finger protein At1g68190. The coding region runs from base 314 to 1735 and encodes 473 amino acids. NCBI's taxonomy places the organism in Eukaryota, Viridiplantae, Streptophyta, Magnoliopsida, Rosales, Rosaceae. The record is from RefSeq and is a predicted model, not a curated record. The transcript is spliced from 6 exons. Gene Ontology annotation, molecular function: zinc ion binding.
UCACUCGGUCUCUUCUCUUCGUCUCUCAGUCAAGAGGGCAAUUGGAUAACGUGGAUGAUGAUCCCGUUGUCCAGGAGAGUCACGUAUUCAAAUCCACGCUGGAAAGUUUCCUCUCAUAAAUGUACACGUCAAACCCAUAAAGUGUUAAAAGGAUAAAAGCAAGAAAGAACAUGACCAAACAAACACCAAAACAGCUCAGAGCUCAGUCCGCCUCUGAGCUUUUUAAUUCCCGGGACAAUGGAGAGAGCAAGAGGGCUCAGCGGAAUGGGGGUUUCAAAGUUUUGGAGGCCGUAGUUUUUGUGAAGUAAAGAAAAUGAAGAAAUUAUGUGAGUUUUGCUCGGUACUAAGGCCAGUUGUGUACUGUAAAGCUGAUGCAGCACAUCUUUGCCUUUCCUGCGAUGCAAAGGUCCACUCAGCAAACACUCUUUUUAACCGACAUCUGCGUACUAUCUUAUGCAAUUCAUGCAAAUACCGCUCCGCUUAUGUUCAGUGUUUGGAUCACAAGAUGUUUAUGUGUCGUGUCUGUGACAUUACCCUGCAUAUUGCUUCCCAGCAUCAGAAAAGGGCAAUUAGCAGUUACACAGGUUGCCCAUCUGCUAAGGACUUUGCAGCAUUUUGGGGUUUUGAAUUGAACGAGCUAGACAGUAGUGCACAUCUGGAUGGAAUUCUCUCCACUUCUUGUGGCUCUUCCUGUGACUCAACUGCAGUAAACUUAGAUAGUUGUGAACAGUCUUGCUCUCAAGUUGAAGGCUUUCCAGCAGCAAAUUCUCCCACCCUGGCUCCAGGUGUAGAUUCUGAAGUGGGUUCAAGCAGUCAACAAUACAAGAUUCUUGACUUAAAAAGGCUUCAGCUCACUGAAGGGAGCAGCCCUUCGCUUCUGAUACGUGGCAAAGAACAAAGUGACUUAUCUUCUUCAGUACAUCACACAUCAGGGAGGUUCGAUAAUAAUCUUGAUCAGAGUUUACAACAUUCCGAGAUUACUAGAUUUAGGCAAAGGGGCAGUCUACUUCAGGAUCUGAAAGUUGAUAAUUCGCCAUUUCCAUUUUCUCAACUGGAGCACGUGCCACCAUCUUCAACUGCUGGACUUCCAUUGGAUACAGAAUCGUUUUGGCAGUGCAGAAGUCCGGUUGAAAGUUGUCAGCUGUGGGCUCAAAAUAUGCAAGACAUUGGGGUUUGUGAAGAACUUGUUUGUCAUGAUGAUUUUAAUAUGCCUGAUGUUGAUAUGACAUUCCAAAACUUCGAAGAACUAUUUGGAAGUGAUCAAGAUCCAACCAGAGCACUGCUUGAUGAUAAAGAUGUACCAUACUCCUCAGUGUUGAAGUAUAUAUCCCUUGACAAAUCAGAUAAUGGCCAUGCAAGAGCAAGGAUGGAGCAUGAUGCGUCAGAGGUUUCGUCUAUUUUCUUUAACAAAGUUCAAAACCUUGAAGGAAGCAUGGAUUAUUGCCCAUGUCCUAUUCAACCAUCUUCUUCAACUUUGUCAUUCUGUAUGUCAAGGUUCAAUGCCGAAAGCAGCGGUACCGAUUGUCAUGAAAGCCGGCUUUCACCCUAUAUUGCCACAGGGGAGACUUCAAGAAAUUCACCUCAUGACCAAGAGGGUGGGCGCUUUGAAACCAGAGCAAAUGCCAUGACGAGGUACAAAGAGAAGAAGCAUUCCCGACUGCUUGUGAGAAAAAAUCGAUAUCCAUUUAGGAAAGGUAGAGCUGAUAACGUAAGCGGGAAAAAGGAAGAGUUGUGAAGAGGAGAGAAGACUAUGACUCUGACACUGUAAAUGUGACAAGAACUUAUUGAACUCUUGCAUGCAUGUUGGUCUUGUACAUACACCAUGGUACCAAUGAGAUUCUUGGGUUGGGUCCAAUGGUGGGACGGACGAAGUGUUUCGACCAUGAGCCCAAAUUAAAAGAAAAUGCAAAUUGAGUAA